AUGCUAACAAAUAUUCGUACAAAGUUCUGUGGUAAUGCGAUGUCUCCUUCGUCACUAUCCCCUCUUCCCACGGCCAUACAGAGCCACCAAAAAGCUUACCUAAGUAAAAUCAUCGAGAUGGGCAACAUGGAUCAGCUAAAAUCAAUUUUGCUAAUUCAAACAAAUGUGGUUGAAAUACGGAACAACGAUGGCGGUACACUCUUAAUGGAAGCUACUCAUUACAAUAAACCACAAAUGGUCCAAAUUUUGAUUGAUGCUGGUAGUGACGUGAACGCUGUGGAAAAGAAUAAAAUUAAUGCAUAUCACUACAGCGCAUGUGUUGGUCAUGAAAAUGUCUUACAAGUACUUAUUCGUCACGACGUUACAAAUAUUAACAAGGCAAUGAUGUACGGUUGGACACCAUUGCAUUUUGCAUCUAAAGGUGGUCAUAUUCAAUGUGUUCAGUUAAUCCUGUCUGUACCCCAUAUUAAUGUGAAUAUCAAAAACAAUAAUAAUGAAACUGCUUAUGAUGUUGCUAAUAAUGACACUGUCAAACUUUUAAUUGAUGGACAUCAAAAGCAAUAA
Molecule: messenger RNA, 564 nt
Organism: Hydractinia symbiolongicarpus
Lineage: Eukaryota; Metazoa; Cnidaria; Hydrozoa; Anthoathecata; Hydractiniidae
Product: ankyrin repeat and SOCS box protein 14-like
Exons: 2
Coding region: 1-564 (187 amino acids)
Molecular function (GO): protein binding
Source: RefSeq, a predicted model, not a curated record